This is a messenger RNA of Lymnaea stagnalis (great pond snail), 1092 nucleotides long. The record is from the annotation of a GenBank genome assembly. Lineage: Eukaryota; Metazoa; Mollusca; Gastropoda; Lymnaeidae.
UUGGCUUUGACUUGGAUAGGACAUUUAUCUUUACAGAUUUUACAUACAUUGGGUGAGUUAUUCAUCUUCAUUUUUUUUUAAAAUAUAUUCUCCAUGGUGGAGAUAUGUUAUAUACUAUAUCACAACAUAUCUUAUGAGAUGUAUAUUUUUUCUCCUUUUCAAAUCAGUUUUCAACUCCUAUUGGCCAUUAACAAUAACUUUCUAUGCCUUCUGGUCUCAUGGAAUCGUCUCUAACUCUUUGCAACUCUUUCUGAUCUUAUGAGAGGGAUAAAAUGAAAUAUAUAAUGAGAGGCCAAACUGAUCAAAUAAUGUUUAUAGUAUCUUAUUUCUGUAAAGAGCAUUAGUUUAAAAUAGUUAAUGUUGUUACACUAUUUGUAAUCAUUUAGCUUAUAUUACUAACAGACAGAAAUCUUAAAAUAAAAGUGUUUAUCGAGUAGGCCUACAUUAACAAGUGUAAGAAAAAUCUAAGUGAUAUCGCUUAUGCUAGGAAAAUUUUUACUGAUGUAGUUAAAGUUACGAACUGAUUCUUGCAAAAGGAGUUCAAUAACUUCGUUUCGUCUAGGGGUAAUUAGCAACGACACCAAGAUCAAUAUUUGAUAUGGUUCUCUAUUCAAAAAUAAACAUCACAGUUUGCUUUCUUCCUUGUACCUUCUCUCUGCAACUUACUAACUGCCAAAACCAUUACAACGAACGUCAUCUCUCAUACCCAAAUACGUCACCAAUUGAAACAAAAUAGCAACAGCUACACAAUUCAUCUCACACCAAUUACGCUCACUAACAAGUCAUGUACAAAAAACACAAACCAAACACAAAAUCAAUGAACAAAUCAUUAACAGAUGUCUGAUCUUAACUAUUGGCAGGCAAUGUUCUAAAUUCAACGAAAUCAUCCUUCAGAUCCAAAAACAUGUGACAUUCAAUCAAGUCAAAGGACUAUUUGGAUUUGAUGGACGUAACAACAUAGGAAUGAUUGGUUUCCCAGCUAUCCAAGCAGCUCCUAGCUUUAGUUCAGCUUUUCCUCACAUUUUCAAUAAAAGAGAUGACCUGCCAUGUCUCAUUCCAUGUGCAAUUGAUCAGGUUCUGAAGUUAAAAUAA